CUCGCUUCCUCUCUCUCUCUCUCUCUUUCCUACCACUGCCUCUUCCUCCUCCUCUCUGCCCGCCUGCAGCGCCAAGCCGGCUCCCCGACCUGAUCUGCUGAACGCAAACCACUGAGAGUUUGUUUCGCCGUCCCCUGGGCCCCGGGGCUGCCGAGUCCCGCUCAGGCAAAGACGCAAGCUAGCGCAGCGGAAGAAAAACAAACGGGCGCGCAAGGGGAGCCCCAGGAGGGCGGCCGUGUGCUGGCUGGCAGGCGGCUGCCUCUGCUGUUCCUGGGUCGCCUCGCUUUGGCCACGGACAGCCGGGAGGAAGGGCGCUCCGAAAAGUUAGACUCCUAUCGGCCGUGCGCCGCGUCCACUCACGUCCCUUCCUCGCACGGCGCUCCAGAAAAAAAGAACUUGUUCUUCUCGCCGCUCCAGCCGCGAGCGAUUGCUGCGGUGAGCGGGGACCGAGUGCCACCGCGGGCCAAGGGGUGGAGAGCCGCGAGCCGGAGAGCGAGAGAGUGCGGCAGCUGGCCCAGGGCACGCGGAGGUGCCGGGUCCCCAUGCCGGCAGCCAACAUGAUGGAGAACCUGCAGCUGCCCGCCCUGCAGGUGCCCGAAUCCCAAGGCGCGCCCGAAGGCAGCCCGGUCUGGUCCAGCUCGUCGACCCCUACGCUUCGUCGCCGGCGCUUCAAGAUGCGCCGCAUGAAGAACGUGCAGGAGCAGAGCCUGGAGGCCGGGCUGACCCAAGACCUACCCAGCGUUUUGGCCCCUGGCAAGGAGUUCUUGCAGCUGCCGUCCAUCGAGAUCACGCCCUCCAGCGACGAGGACACCCCGUGGUCCAACUGUUCCACACCCAGCGCUUCUCCACGCCGCAAACGCUUCCUCCUCCGCAAGUGGCUGAGGGUCAGGGAGAGGAAGGAGUGCAGUGAAAGCAGCAGCCAGCAGAGUAGCCUGCAGAGCAGCCACGAGGAGGAUGCAAGCAGAUUCCUGAGCCCUCCAACACGGGAAGAAAGCACUGCCAGUAACUCAAACCGCAGCACGCCAGCCUGCUCCCCGAUCCUCCGGAAGCGGUCCCGCUCGCCAACCCCACAGAACCAGGACGGAGACGCCAUGGUGGAGAAGGGCUCGGACCACUCAUCGGAUAAGUCCCCGUCCACCCCGGAGCAGGGUGUGCAGCGUAGCUGCUCCUCCCAGUCCGGCCGCAGUGGGGGAAAGAAUUCCAAGAAAAGCCAGAGUUGGUAUAAUGUGUUAAGUCCCACAUAUAAGCAGAGAAAUGAAGACUUCAGAAAGCUCUUUAAGCAACUUCCAGACACGGAGCGCCUCAUCGUUGAUUACUCAUGUGCACUCCAAAGAGACAUUCUUCUUCAGGGCCGACUCUACCUCUCUGAAAAUUGGAUUUGCUUCUACAGCAACAUCUUCCGCUGGGAAACCCUGCUGACAGUUCGUUUGAAAGACAUUUGCUCCAUGACUAAAGAAAAAACAGCUCGCCUCAUUCCCAACGCCAUCCAAGUUUGCACUGAUUCAGAAAAGCACUUUUUCACGUCUUUUGGAGCCCGGGAUAGGACGUACAUGAUGAUGUUCCGGCUGUGGCAGAAUGCUCUCCUGGAUAAGCCUCUGUGCCCCAAGGAACUCUGGCACUUUGUUCACCAGUGCUACGGGAACGAGCUGGGCCUGACCAGUGACGAUGAGGACUAUGUGCCCCCUGAUGAUGACUUCAACACGAUGGGCUACUGCGAGGAGAUCCCCGUAGAAGAGAAUGAAGUUAAUGACAGCUCCUCCAAAAGCAGCAUAGAGACCAAGCCAGAUGCAAGUCCUCAGCUGCCCAAGAAAUCCAUCACCAACAGCACUCUGACAUCCACAGGGAGCAGUGAAGCCCCUGUCUCGUUCGAUGGCUUGCCCUUGGAGGAAGAGGUGCUAGAGGGCGAUGGGUCCCUGGAGAAGGAGCUCGCCAUUGACAACAUCAUAGGGGAGAAGAUGGACAUCAUCGCACCUGUAAACUCUCCAUCGUUGGACUUCAAUGACAAUGAAGACAUCCCCACGGAGCUCAGCGACUCUUCUGACACACACGAUGAAGGGGAGGUCCAGGCCUUCUAUGAGGACCUGAGUGGCCGGCAGUACGUGAAUGAAGUCUUCAACUUCAGUGUGGAUAAGCUCUAUGACCUUCUCUUCACCACCUCGCCCUUCCUGCGGGACUUCAUGGAGCAGCGGCGCUUUUCCGAUAUCAUCUUCCACCCGUGGAAGAAGGAAGAGAAUGGAAACCAGAGCCGCGUCAUUCUCUACACCAUCACCCUUACCAACCCUCUGGCUCCUAAAACUGCCACGGUCAGAGAGACUCAGACCAUGUACAAGGCGAGCCAGGAGAGUGAAUGUUAUGUGAUUGACGCCGAAGUCCUCACCCAUGAUGUACCAUAUCACGACUACUUCUACACCAUCAACCGCUACACACUCACCCGUGUGGCUCGCAACAAGAGCCGGCUCAGGGUCUCCACAGAGCUGCGCUACCGAAAACAGCCCUGGGGGUUGGUGAAAACCUUCAUCGAGAAGAACUUCUGGAGUGGACUGGAGGACUACUUCCGCCAUCUAGAGAGCGAACUGACCAAAACAGAGAGCACCUACCUGGCUGAGAUGCACAGACAGUCUCCCAAAGAGAAAGCCAGCAAACCCCCAACGGUGCGGAGGAGGAAGCGUCCCCACGCCCACCUGCGGGUGCCUCACCUGGAAGAGGUGAUGAGCCCCGUCACCACACCCACUGAUGAAGAUGUGGGUCAUAGAAUCAAGCACGUGGCAGGUUCCACGCAGACUCGACAUAUCCCUGAAGAUACUCCCAAUGGCUUCCACCUACAGAGCGUGUCCAAGUUGCUGCUGGUUAUCAGCUGUGUUCUGGUGCUGCUGGUCAUCCUUAACAUGAUGCUCUUCUACAAGCUCUGGAUGCUGGAAUAUACCACCCAGACCCUCACUGCCUGGCAGGGUCUGAGGCUCCAAGAAAGGGGUCUGGGAGCACAGGACAGUCCACUGAGCAUAACUCCAGCUGCUGGGGUGCCCCUUCUUCUACCCCACAGGUUACCCCAGUCUCAGACAGAGUGGGCCCAGCUCUUAGAGUCUCAACAAAAGUAUCAUGAUACUGAACUCCAAAAAUGGAGAGAGAUCAUCAAAUCCUCAGUGAUGCUCCUUGACCAGAUGAAGGACUCCCUCAUCAAUCUUCAGAAUGGCAUCAGGUCACGUGACUACACAUCGGAAAGCGAAGAGAAGAGGAACCGCUAUCAUUGACAAGGCAGGAACAGGGGUGGCUGCAAGCAGCCUGUGCAAUACAUGUACAUAGACCAUAUAAAUAUAUAUAUAAAUAUAUAUAUAUACAGAAUAUAAAUAUAUAUAUAUUAUAUACAGAUUUUAAAAAGAGAUGACGCCUAUGUACCAGGGAGAAGGAGCGGGCCCUCCCGCCCCUGUGCCGGCUGGAGCAGUGCUGUCCCUGAUGGAGGAGCCGAGGAGGGCAGGGAGCACCUCUCAGCACCGACCUCCCCUCCGUUCCCUUCCCCUUUCCCUUGCUGGCCAUUCUUGGCUCUUAGAAGGGAAAUGUUGUUGAGCCAAAGUCACGCCUGUGAAAACCCGAGGGUCUUGGAAUCUCAAGGGGGCAUUGCUUAAGGUGCUUCAUUCCUUAAUCCGCUUUUGAUUUGUU
Ochotona curzoniae (black-lipped pika) is the source of this 3654-nucleotide messenger RNA. It is a transcript of the gene GRAMD1B, whose product is annotated as GRAM domain containing 1B. Gene Ontology annotation, cellular component: endoplasmic reticulum membrane; plasma membrane; endoplasmic reticulum-plasma membrane contact site. NCBI's taxonomy places the organism in Eukaryota, Metazoa, Chordata, Mammalia, Lagomorpha, Ochotonidae. The record is from RefSeq and is a predicted model, not a curated record. The transcript has 20 exons. The coding region runs from base 543 to 3248 and encodes 901 amino acids. Gene Ontology annotation, biological process: intracellular sterol transport. Gene Ontology annotation, molecular function: sterol binding; sterol transfer activity.